Molecule: messenger RNA, 974 nt
Organism: Talaromyces proteolyticus
Lineage: Eukaryota; Fungi; Ascomycota; Eurotiomycetes; Eurotiales; Trichocomaceae
Exons: 2
Coding region: 296-844 (182 amino acids)
Source: RefSeq, a predicted model, not a curated record
CAGAUCCAUUCGCUCUCGUUCCUCGUGUCUAUGGACUGGGCGGAAAACAGAAUUUCAAUCUAAAUUUACCUCCAUAUGCAAUAAUUUAUGUUUCAUCGGAUUGUUAUGGCGCAGGCAUGAAGGGUGGGAAGCAGCCUGGGAAAAUGGAUAAAUAAGAGCGCUUCGGUGACAAUCAACACUAUUCUUAUUUUUCCAACAUUUGAAGCAUCAAGAAAGAAAAGUUCUCUUUCGAAAUAAUAAAACAUCUUUAUUUUACAAUCCUCCUCACAUCUCAUUUUUCUGUGAUACCUAGUAUAUGAUGGGUUCUGCUUUAAGCAACCAGAAACCAAAGAAUCACUACGAUGAGAUACUCGACGAAAAAAGCACCGAGAACGACGUCGAAUCUGAUGCCUUUUCAUUUCCUUAUAUAGUCGUUGAGGAGAUUAUCGCACGAGCCCCAGUCCCCUCACAUAACCAUCGAGCCGGCUCGUGGCUACACACAUAUCACGAUACAGAAAACGAUUUUGCAACGGAGCGAGAAGAAUUAGAACCUCUAAAAGGCUCGAAUCCUCCUCUUCGUGGACAGCCAUCGCCAGUGCUAUGGACAUAUCCAGCAAAGUACUUCGACUAUGUGAGUCAGAAUCGCAGCGGCUGUGUGACCAGAGAAUCGGCCGGUCGGAAUCGAAUCAUUACGGGUCGAAAAAGACGAAUCCAAGGCCUAUUAAUGUGUUCAUAUGAUAAUAGAAGUGGUUAUACCAGAGCACCCGAGUCAAAGGGUAUUAUCUAUCGACCGAAGUCGAGGAGAUGUGACAUGUUCUCUCGGUGGUUUCGGAAGGAGAGGGUGUGGCAUAGAAUCGAGGUGUAAAUGGAGCGGAAAUAUAACCAUGAUUGAGAGAGACCUUCAAAGUAGUGAAUAUAUGGAGAUGAGUAUGUAGAAUGUAUCAUUUUCUAAUUCUGUUCGUUAACUUUUUGUUGAUGACAUGCUUUCGUUGCGG